Molecule: messenger RNA, 1650 nt
Organism: Asparagus officinalis (garden asparagus)
Lineage: Eukaryota; Viridiplantae; Streptophyta; Magnoliopsida; Asparagales; Asparagaceae
Product: 18.2 kDa class I heat shock protein-like
Biological process (GO): protein folding; response to hydrogen peroxide; response to salt stress
Source: RefSeq, a predicted model, not a curated record
AGAAAGUUGCGGUCUAUCUCCCAAAGGCGAAAUAAAAGCUCGUGUCGUCAGCUCUCUAGCUUUUGACGGUUUCUCUUCUACAGAAAUGGCUCUGAUUCCUCGAAUCUCCGGUCAGAGGAGCAACGUCUUCGACCCCUUCUCCCUCGACGUCUGGGACCCUUUUCAGGGCUGGCCUUUCGACUCUUCUCGCUCGCUAGCCGAUCCGCCAGCCCGCAUCGACUGGAAAGAGACGCCCGAGGCCCACGUCUUCAAGGCCGACCUCCCGGGGAUGAAGAAGGAAGAGGUGAAGGUUGAGGUCGAGGAAGGAAGGGUUCUGCAGAUCAGCGGAGAGCGGAGCAAGGAGCAAGAGGAGAAGAAUGACAGGUGGCACAGGGUCGAGAGGAGCAGCGGCAAGUUCUUGAGGAGGUUCAGGCUGCCAGAGAACGCGAAGAUGGAUCAGGUGAAGGCGACAAUGGAGAACGGCGUGCUCACGGUGACCGUGCCGAAGGAGGAAGUCAAGAAGCCCGAGGUGAAAGCCAUUGAAAUUUCUGGCUAGAAAGUCAGUAGAAUCCAUCGCUUGGUUUUAAUUCUGAGUUUCUUUUGGGAUUAUGUGAGUCUGGUCCAAGGUUUGUGUGAGCGUCUAGCGUCUCGAGUCUGUGUGACGUAGGGUCUCUACGUACUUACCAUUCUGAUGGGUAGAAAGGUCUUACUUGUGAUGCGGAUUGGGGCAAGGUUUAAGAUUUAAAAAUAGAAAGCUUAACGUCAAUUCGGAUUCAAUUAGAAAGUACGGUGUUCUUGAUAUUGUGAAUUUUGGUGAGUACUCAAAUCUGGAUGAGAUCUAAAAUAUGAAGUGGGUAGAUUCUGAAGUCAUCAAUAACUUUUCAGAGUUGUAUGGUAACGCCUUGGUCGAGGGAGAUCACAACUUAUUAAGGGCUGAACAGAAGAGAUCUGGUGGCGGUGAUACACGAUCGAACCAUGAGAGCUGAUUGAGCCUCAUCGAAGCUCGGGCAUGAUUGAAUCUAGUUGACAAAGAGGUAUGAGAGCAAGGGCAGCAACCUCUGAAGGAGCCUAUCAAGGCUGACGUGGCCGUGGAGCUUGGCAUCCCUCCCUCCAGCAAACUCCCAACGCCUCCCAAGCCCCUCUCCUAAGGCUGAGCUGGCGUUGGGGAGCUUCCGAACUCCCAAGCGCUCCACAAAUUUGUGGAGCGCUUGGGAGCUCCCAACUACAGCAGAAUUUUACAAAAAACCCUCUUUAACAAAAACCCUUACCAGCGAUGAUGUCGAGGGUUUGGCGGCAACGAUGAUGUCGAGGGUUUGGCAGCGAAGAGGCCUCCGACGCCGUUGCCAGCGAUGAUGUCGAGGGUUUGGCGGCAAAGAGCAGGAUGCAGGUCGUCAUCGAAGGGUGUGAUGACGUCGUCGCCGAAGGGUGUGCGGUCGUCGUCGCCGAAACUUGCUCGUCGCCGCCGAAGAUGGGGUCGCGGUCGUCGUCGCCGAAGAUGAGGAACUGCGGAAGUGAGAUUUGGGUUUGAGAUUUGAGAUCUGAGGGUUUAAUUUGGGGAUUUUAUUAUCGGGUGGGGUGUUUGUUUGAGAACUGUUGAUAUCCGUUAUAAAAUAAUUAUGUAUAAUGUUUGAGAAGCUAUUGAUAGUUGAUAUUUUACCGUUGAGUUGAAAG